Drosophila sechellia is the source of this 1737-nucleotide messenger RNA. Its product is annotated as ubiquitin-conjugating enzyme E2 J2. The coding region runs from base 497 to 1348 and encodes 283 amino acids. The record is from RefSeq and is a predicted model, not a curated record. NCBI's taxonomy places the organism in Eukaryota, Metazoa, Arthropoda, Insecta, Diptera, Drosophilidae. The transcript is spliced from 5 exons.
GAAACUAAUUUCUGCACACGGUACCACUAAAUUCCUCAUGCCAAAAUAAAAGAGUAAAUUAAGAUAUUGCCAGCUCCAGAAUCCGGAUAAGUAACCCCACGAGUGAUUAAUACAAAUUAGGGGCAUCCACUGUAGCAGAGUAAACCCGUGGCACUACCAAAUCUCACCAAAGUCCAGCCCUAGUUGUCCCCCACACGUGUGUGAUUGUGUGUGUGUGUGCGUUGUUUUCUCACUCAAUUUCAGUGCAAUUUAAAAAAAUCAACAAAAGCGCAGUAACAGAAGCAACAACAAUUAGAAAACGCACUUGUUACCGAGGUUGGCUGCCAGUACUAGAAAAGCAAACAAUAAACAACCGAGCUGGCGAGACUGAAAUCCAUCGCAUGAUAAACAAACCGAACAAGAACCUUCGACAGCUUCGAAAUUCAGGAGAAGGACGGGCCACGUCGCUAUCUUAUCUGCUACACUGAGAGAAAAGCCACAAAACCAAAACAACACCAUGUCCUCGUCGUCGGCGUCCGGCGGCCGGAAGCAACCCACUGCUGUGUCGCGCAUGAAGCAGGACUAUAUGCGCCUCAAGCGGGAUCCCCUGCCGUACAUCACCGCCGAGCCGCUGCCCAACAACAUCCUCGAGUGGCACUACUGCGUCAAGGGGCCGGAGGACUCGCCUUACUACGGCGGCUACUACCACGGCACCCUGCUUUUUCCGCGCGAGUUCCCCUUCAAGCCGCCAUCCAUCUACAUGCUGACGCCGAACGGUCGUUUCAAGACCAACACCAGACUGUGUUUGAGUAUAUCAGAUUUUCAUCCGGACACUUGGAACCCGACUUGGUGCGUAGGCACCAUUCUCACUGGACUGCUGAGCUUCAUGCUGGAGAGUACACCCACACUCGGAUCCAUCGAAUCAUCGAACUAUGACAAGCAAAUGUUUGCUCAAAAAUCACUAGCAUUUAACCUGCGCAACACCAACUUCUGUGAACUGUUUCCAGAGAUGGUCAACGAGAUCAAGCAGCGGCUGCAGAGAACACAGGCGGCAGCUGCUGUGGACGGAUCCGGUGCAAACGGAGUAAAGCGUUCCAACGGACUGGCCAACGGAGCGAGCCUGGCAUCUGCGGAUGGCAAUCUGGCGGCGGGCGGCUUGGCCAAUCCACUGAAUGCAGCGGACGCAAUCGAUGGCGGGGCGGCGGGUCAGGCGGAUUUGGCCAGCGGCGGAGGAGCGGCGGUGCAGAAUAGUGCACGGAACUCCUAUCUAAACUGGCAGUCUGUCUAUUCAAACCUGGUGAUCAUUAUCUGCUUUGCAAUUUUUGCCCUCAUUGUUAAUUACGUGAUCAAGAACCUGAAUCAGGAAUAGAAUUACCAACACAGCCUCUAUAUUUAUAUACAGAAAUAGUUACACAUCCGUAUGCGUGUGCAUAUCUAAUCUAGUUUACUUUAAAAUAGUCUUCGUGGAUUCUAUACCGCUUGAGAAGUAUUUACAGACCCCACUUGAUCCAAAAACAACCGCACCAGACCCGGCAUCCAUUCCCACGAUUCCCACGAUUGUUGACUUAGUCUGAAAAUUAUCGGCAGCAAAAUUUAGAAACACAAUUCUAAACUCGAUUUGUGAAAUUUAAAACUUGUUUUGUUAUGUAUUCAUUACUAUUAACGCCUAGUUUAAUGCAACGUGAAUAAUGCCAGAAAUAUGUUUGUAAAUGAAUAAAGAAGUCCGGCAACAUAUGAGCUCGUGUACAAAUUAACCAA